CCUCACUUUUGAUCUACUGGAGCUCUCCCUCCACGGCCCAAGUCUCUGUGAAAGCAGUUGCGCACCACGUUGCUGAAGGGGCGAAUGUUCUUCUACUUGUCCACAAUCUGCGAGAGACACCCCGAGUCUUUUACUGGUUCAAGGGAGAAAAUGAUGAUAAAAGGAAUGAAAUUGCACGAUUUAUAACGUCAACUAAUGUGAAUCUCACAGGGCCUGCAUACAGUGGCAGAGAGACAAUAUACCGCAAUGGAUCCCUGCUCUUACAGAACGUCACUCAGAAUGACACCGGAGCCUACACGUUGGAAAUGAUAAUGCAAAACUUUGACCCUAAGACACUAUCUGUGCAGUUCCAUGUCCACCCACUGCUACCCAAGCCCAGCAUAACAAACAACAAUUCCAAUCCCAUAAAGGAUAAGGAAUCAGUAGCAUUAAUGUGUGAUCCAAAGACUGAGAAUACAAGCUACCUGUGGAGGAGAAAUGGCCAAAGCCUCUCAGAAGGUGACAGGCAGAAGCUGUCUGAGGACAAAAGAACUCUCACUUUACUCAGUGUUGUGAGGACUGACACAGGACCCUAUGAGUGUGAAACCCAGAACCCAGUGAGCAAGGCCCGAAGUGACCCAUUCACUCUGAACAAGCCAGUGACUACACCCUCCAUUCAAGUCAGCAACUCCACAGUCAAAGAACUGGACUCUGUGAUCCUGACCUGCUCCUCAAAUGACACUGGGAUCUCCAUCCAUUGGUUCUUCAAUGGCCAGAGUCUGGGGCUCACGGACAGAAUGAAGUUGUCCCUGAACAACAGCACCCCCAGCAUAGACCCUGUCAGGAGGGAGGAUUCUGGGGAGUAUCAGUGUGAGGUCUCCAAUCCAGUCAGUUCCAAAAGGAGUGACCCCAUCCAGGUGGCUGUAAUAGAUGAGUGA
This is a messenger RNA of Myodes glareolus (Bank vole), 917 nucleotides long. NCBI's taxonomy places the organism in Eukaryota, Metazoa, Chordata, Mammalia, Rodentia, Cricetidae. The record is from RefSeq and is a predicted model, not a curated record.